AUGCACGUACUUGGUCGCACGUUCGGGGUGGGUGAGACCCUGAAUCUGAAGCUGAGGCCAUCAGCUGCAGCAGCUGCAGAGCGAAGGGCAGCAGCAGCUGCAGAGCGGAGGGCAGCAGCAGCUGCAGAGCGGAGGGCAGCAGCAGCUGCAGAGCGGAGGGCAGCAGGAGCUGCAGAGCGGAGGGCAGCAGGAGCUGCAGAGCGGAGGGCAGCAGCAACUGCAGAGCGGAGGGCAGCAGCAGCUGCAGAGUGGAGGGCAGGAGCAGCAGCUCCAGAGCGGAGGGCAGCAGCAGCUGCAGAGUGGAGGGCAGCAGGAGCUGCAGAGUGGAGGGCAGCAGGAGCUGCAGAGCCGAGAGCAGCAAGAGCUGCGGAGUGGAGAGCAGCAGGAGCUGCAGAGUGGAGGGCAGCAGGAGCUGCAGAGUGGAGGGCAGCAGGAGCUGCAGAGUGGAGGGCAGCAGGAGCUGCAGAGUGGAGGGCAGCAAGAGCCAGUAUGGGUGUUGGAUAUGGAGAUGGUGGACGAGGCUUGCACCGAUGA
Molecule: messenger RNA, 534 nt
Organism: Closterium sp. Yama58-4
Lineage: Eukaryota; Viridiplantae; Streptophyta; Zygnematophyceae; Desmidiales; Closteriaceae
Source: the annotation of a GenBank genome assembly